AUGGACGAUAUCAUUGAAGCCAGCAAUCCUUCCAGUAUGGCAAACAGCUCUGGCAUGAAUAAUGGAACCCAAGCCAAUUCCAGUGGGCAACAAGACAGCUUCCCGGGUGCCUAUGCGAUGGCUCCAUCAGGUACAAACGGCGGCUCCAAUGAUAUUGAUAUAUUGCCACCGAGUGAGCAUCAAUCUGAAGUAUUGUCAUUGGGUAAUGGUCCGGCCACGGCGAGCAACUCCUUAUUUGACGGGGGUAUUCCCGUAGCGAAUCUUGUCAGCGCUGAUCGUGACAACACCAUUCCCGAGGCCACACCAGAAGAUCUCGAAGCUCAGAUGGGGCGCAGAAAGCAGAGAAAAAGACCGCUCACAUGGAUGGGAGCUCUGUCUCUUGCUUUCUUUUUGAUUGUUCUAGGACUUGUUCUGGCAAUCAUACUAUUCAAGGUGUCAAAAGAUCAAAAAGCUGACAUUGAAGGGCCUGUCUCUACGGUAUCCCCAUCAGCUCCACCCUCAAUGCCCCCUUCACAGUGGCGACAGGGCGAUAUUGGUCUUCAGCUAAUCCCUAACUACACCAAUGUGAUGCUUGACGACUUGGAGUCGGCCCAGUAUCAUGCCUACCAAUGGCUGCUGGAAGACAUUGAAAUUCACGACAACAAGCUUGCAGAUGAGCAAAUUCUUCAGCGUUUUGCCCUUGCCACAUUCUACAUGGCAACAAAUGGUGACAGCUGGUUAAGAAAUGAGAACUGGUUAAACCAUUCAGUCCAUGAAUGCUUCUGGUAUGCAAAUGACUACUUUCUGGAAUUUGAUGGCGAGAUUGAUGAGUAUGUGCAAGCCAUUCACCCCAAUCCUUGUGAGAUGCCACCCACAAACAACUCAGAUGUGUCAGUUCUUCCAGAAGAGACAGAAAACACGUAUGUUCAUCUCUGGCUUGCCAACAAGAACCUAGAAGGCACCAUUCCUCCUGAGCUAUUCUGGUUGACAGACCUCAGGAGCGUUUCCCUCUACAACAAUGCUGGCCUUGGGGACUCCAUUCCUUCAUUGAUUGGGCAACUAUCCAACCUGGAAGCUAUCAACAUGGGGAGCACAGCAACCUCCGGAGUUUUGCCCAGUGAGCUCGGCCUCUUGUCAGAUACAAUGCACAGUAUUUCCAUCAUCAAUGCUCAAUUGGAAGGAAGCCUCCCAUCAGAGCUGGGUCUCUUGCACAGGAUGAGUGAUCUCUUCGUGGAUCAAAAUGGGCUCACAGGAGUUGUACCGGAAGAGUUAGGCGAUGCAUCUAGCUUGCAAUUCAUCUAUUUGGCUGAUAACUCAUUCACAGGCACCUUUCCAGCCUUCAUGGUGCAUCUACCUUUGCUGCAGUUGUAUCUCGAUGGGAAUCUAUUUUCCGGAGCCAUGCCAACUGACAUUGGCUUGCUAAGUAAAAUUGAGCUUUUUGGUGUCUAUGGCAACAGAUUCACUGGAACUAUUCCAACUCAAGUUGCUCAAAUGUCAUCUGUUGGCUAUCUUGACUUUGAUGACUGCUACUUUACUGGGACUCUUCCAUCCGAGCUUGGUCUGCUCAGCGACAUGACAGGUUUCUGGGCUGCUGGCAACAGUCUAACUGGAACCAUCAGCAGUGGAAUUGCGCAGAACUUCAAUCUUGAACAUUUCACUGUAGCUGAGAACUAUCUUUCCGGAACAAUCCCUACUGAGUUUGGCCAGAUUGCCAACUUAAUGACAUUGAGUUUGGAAAACAACAACUUGUCUGGAUCACUGCCACGAGGGCUUAGCUCCAACAUCGACUGGUUGGAAGUUUCCAACAACACUCUAUUGACUGGCUCUCUCCCUGCAAGCCUUACAAGUUUAAAUUGGGUAUGGCUGACCGGAACUCAGAUCUCUGGAGUAUUGCCAGACUAUGUUUGUGAUAUUGAAACACUGGAGUUUGACUGCAGCUCAAUUCUCUGUGGGUGUAGCUGCACUUGCAGCAACAAUUCCAACAGCACAGCAGCUAGCAUUCUUGCCAGGAAGAAUGAAACUCUCGGCUAA
Messenger RNA from Seminavis robusta, 2010 nucleotides. Lineage: Eukaryota; Bacillariophyta; Bacillariophyceae; Naviculales; Naviculaceae. The record is from the annotation of a GenBank genome assembly.